AUGCAUCAUCAUCACCACAGAGGGGACAUAGUGUUUGCAAGGGUUCAAUUCCCUCACCAAUGGUGUCCCGCACUCGUUCUCCGUUCCGACAACCUCGGCGUCUUCGUCUCCUUCUUCGACGACAUCAUCUCACCCUCGUACUUCGUGGAAUCCGAGGUUGUCCCCUUCGAGGAAGCAUUCCCUUCCCUAAUGUCCCGUCACAACAACAGCUAUUACAAAUGUGACACGUUCCGCGCGUCGCUUCACUCUGCGCUCAGGUUGUUGGGUCAGAGGGUGAUUUCGGGUUUGCGGUGUCGCUGUCAAAUGGGGCAGACACAGAGGAAGAGGAUUGAAAAUGGGUUUGGUGGGUCGGGUUAUUGUUUUGACCCGAAUGGGGUUUUGGGUUUUGUUUUGAAUGCAGCUGUUUCGCCUUGGGUUGAGACCCCUCGUUUUGUUGAUGCUGUUAGAGUUGUUGCUCAGCUUCAUGCUUUUCGAAGUUAUUGUUCUAUUCAGCAGAGGAGAGUGUACAGAGAAACCCAAAAAACAGGCUUGAAUGUUAAAAGAUAUACAAAGAGUAUGUCGUUGCCCCGCCUGACAAAGGUGAAUUACGUGAAUUGGAGUAUCCAGAUGAAGGUGUUGCUCGGAUCCCAGGAUGCUUGGGAUGUUAUUCAUGACGGUUUUGCUGAACCUGCAACCACUGCAGGAUUUACAGCAGCUCAAACCAAGGCGUUGAAAGAGACGCGUGCGAAGGACAAGUCGGCCUUAUACAUGCUUUUCCGAGCUGUAGACGAGUCCGGAUUUGAGAAGAUAGCAGGAGCAACGACGUCUAAGGAAGCAUGGGACAUCUUGGAAAAUGUCUAUAAAGGUGCUGACCGAGUAAAGCAGGUCCGACUUCAAACUUUACGUGGCGAGUUGGAAGGCAUGAAGAUGAAAGAUUCAGAGGGUGUAUCCGAGUUCAUCACCCGAGUUCAAGCCGUGGUGAAUCAGUUAAAGCAGAAUGGUGAGCAGAUAUCAGAGACUAGAGUUGUUGAGAAGAUUCUGAGGUCGCUGACCGACGACUUCGAAAAUGUGGUAUGUGCAAUUGAGGAGUCGAAGGACUUGGCUGCGCUUUCUGUUGAAGAGCUAGCAAGUUCCCUUGAGGCGCAUGAGCAGCGCAAGAAGAAGAAAAAGGAGGAGUCGCUGGAGUCCAGUAGAGGUCGUGGACGAGCUGAACGUGGAAAUGGCCGUGGUGGUCGUGGCCGAGGUCAUGAGGUGAGAAAUGAAGAAAGAGCUCAGUCGAGUCAGAGAGGAAGAGGACGUGGCCGAGGUGGAAGAGGCCGGUGGUCAAAUCAAACAAAUGUGGAAUGUUACAAGUGUGGCAAGUAUGGCCAUUACUCAAGAGAUUGCAACUCGGACAAGUGUUACAACUGUGGCCGAGUUGGGCAUUUCGCUAAGGAUUGCCGAGAUGAAAGAAGAGUUGACGAGGCUUCAAACCUCGCUGUAGAAGGAGAUGGAGGAGUUCUUAUGCUAGCCCAUGGUGAAACCAGUUCAAAGAAUGAGACGGAGUGGUAUUUGGAUACCGGUGCCAGUAAUCACAUGUGUGGUUACAAACACUUGUUGAAGGAGUUGAAGACGGUGGAAGCCGGACAUGUCUCUUUUGGAGACGCGUCCCAAAUUAAAGUAAAGGGCCGAGGUACGAUCUGUUUCUUGCAAAAGGAUGGACGAGUUGGUAUAAUCCGGGACGUGUAUUACGUGCCCGAGCUCAAAAGUAACAUAUUGAGCAUUGGACAGCUGAUGGAGAAGGGUUACUCGAUUCUAAUGACAGACCGAGUUCUACUGUUGAAAGAUAAACAAGGGCGUCUGAUAGCCCGAGUUCAGAUGGAAAAGAACAUAAUGUACAAGCUGAGUCUAAGGAGCAUGGAGGUCGGCUGUCUGCAAGCCGGGGUAGAAGAUAAGAUGGACUUGUGGCAUAGACGGUUUGGACACCUUCAUUAUGGUGGUCUGACCGAGAUGAUGAAGAAGGACAUGGUAGUGGGACUACCGAAGAUUAAUUCUGAAGGAAGAUUUUGCGAGGACUGCGUAUUGGGAAUGAAGGAUGGUAAUAAUGUGAAGCUGCGUCCAUGUUCAUCUAUGGUUCAGGAGAUGCACCCAGUUACUCUUGACUCUGUUGCUUUGGAACCCAAGGAAGAAUAUCAGAUCAUCUCCAAAUUGGGGGAGAAAAACAUGGCUACUGUUGCUAUAAAGGGAAUGAAGUCGACAGAUUCUGUUCCUGAAGGAGAUUCUGAACACUUGUUUAAGAAUAAACUUCUGAUUGUUCCAGAGAUUCCAACUAACAAUGGCAAGAAUGAACUUGUUAUACACUCUCCUGCUUUAGAUCCAUUUUACAUGGUGGGAGAAAGCCUAAAAUCUGAAAGGCAUAGCCUUCUGAGAUUUAAGAAUAUAUCAGACCCGGGCAUGGUUGAUAUCUGGUUUGGAAACUGUUCUACGAUGAGUGAAAAUCAUUUCUAUGUUCCUUCCAAUUUUAAGACUCAUUUGAGAAACUUUAUCAAUAAAAGAAAAGACAAUGCGCUAGAGUUUUGCUGCAGAUUGUCUGAUAUAGAAACCACUAUAUACCUCACCAGGAAAAGAAGGCGACUAGAUGAACCUGCUUCAUGUGAUGUUUUUCCUCAAAUUUGCAGAGUUCAAGAAACUGAAGGGAAUGCAUAUAUCUCAAAAUAUACCACUACCAGACCUAGGAUCUCACACAUCAAGAUGCUUGAACCUGAAGAAAGUAGCCAGAAAGAUAAUCAGGCCGGCACAUUCUUUUGUGAAACUAACAUGAAUUUCACUGAUGAGGUUCAGAAAAUGGAUUUGAAAAGAAGUCAAAAUUUGACUUUACAGGAGUCUUUUACCUGUGAAUCAUUGUCUAACUUAGUCCUUGGCUUCCAUUCUUAUAACUGUGAGAUUGAUGCUAGUGCUGCAAAAGUUAAGGGUGUAUUAAGAUCUAAUUCUUCUAUUUACCAGAAGAGGCUGCAAAUAAGCUGCAAUGGUGAUACAACAGCUCUUAAGUCAAAAAAGUCAGAAAGCGUAAAAUUAUCUCCUGUGGAUUGUUUGGUGGAGGGUAAGGAUUGCUACCAACGUGUUGCUUCUUCUUGUUCAAUAUUCAAUUCAAAAGUUGGACAGCAAUCAAAAACACAUGUCCCUUUGUCUUCUACAUCUUUGUACAUGAAGUUCCCCAAGAAUUUCAACCUUCCAUCAAAGGGACAGCUAAUAAAGAAGUUUAGUGUAUUUGGCUCAAUAGAUUCUUCAAAAACAAGAGUCUUUUGGUACACUGGCUCAGCUAAAGUGGCAUUUUUCCAAGAUGUUGAUACAGUUGCUGCAUAUCUAUAUGUCAAAAAGAAGGUCUGGUUUGGUGAGGCUAAUGUCCGGUUUUGGCUUGACCCUUUUGAGCACAAAAGAAGAGGAUUCAAACGUUUUGCUCUGAAGUCCCCAUCAGCAAGCAAACCAAUAGGACCACCGCUAAAAUCAUGUCUGAAAAAAUCCAAUCCCUCGGGACAGGAAAAUAGUAAGAAACGUUACAAGGUAAGAUUUACAAUAGAAACUUAG
Molecule: messenger RNA, 3543 nt
Organism: Gastrolobium bilobum
Lineage: Eukaryota; Viridiplantae; Streptophyta; Magnoliopsida; Fabales; Fabaceae
Exons: 5
Coding region: 1-3543 (1180 amino acids)
Molecular function (GO): nucleic acid binding; zinc ion binding
Source: RefSeq, a predicted model, not a curated record